UAAAUCGUCGCUGGACGUGAGAGUACACUCAAACUUCUUCUCGCCCACCCACAGUGCGCCUGGUCGAUGUGUACCGCAACUCAUCACUACACUCAAAUCAUUGGUCCCCAGCGACCACUACAAGAAGCUCGUCAGGUAUCAGAAGUUCAUUCUCAAGCUCGCAACUGCGCAGAAGGCAGGCGAUGUGGAGGCCAUCCAAAUAGCGGAGGACGAAUUAGCGCAAAGCCCAUGA
Sphaeroforma arctica JP610 is the source of this 232-nucleotide messenger RNA. RefSeq lists its product as hypothetical. The transcript is spliced from 3 exons. The record is from RefSeq and is a predicted model, not a curated record. NCBI's taxonomy places the organism in Eukaryota, Ichthyosporea, Ichthyophonida. The annotation marks the transcript as partial.